Messenger RNA from Oncorhynchus masou masou (cherry salmon), 802 nucleotides. RefSeq lists its product as uncharacterized. NCBI's taxonomy places the organism in Eukaryota, Metazoa, Chordata, Actinopteri, Salmoniformes, Salmonidae. Gene Ontology annotation, biological process: immune response. The transcript is spliced from 6 exons. The record is from RefSeq and is a predicted model, not a curated record. Gene Ontology annotation, cellular component: extracellular region. Gene Ontology annotation, molecular function: interleukin-12 receptor binding; growth factor activity. Bases 1 to 606 code for a protein of 201 amino acids.
AUGCUGCCAAACUUUUAUUUAUACCUUGCCAGCUGUGUGCUGCUGCUCGCCUUGUCCUGCCAAGUCUCUAUGGGAACCCCAAUGCCCAUGCCGCGGAGUUUAGACUCUGAGAAAUGCUCGCAGUGCGCUGACCUCUCCAGAGAGCUCGUCAAGAAUGUUAAAAAGCUCCUGGACAACGAAAACCUGUUUGGGGGUUUGAACUGCUCGGAGCAGCGCGUGGAGGUGAACAGUAAGACCCAGACAGUCCUAGCCUGCGAACCCAACACGGACAUGAACACAAGCUGCUCUGGUCAACGGAACACCACAUUCAGUGAGAGUGAGUGUCUGAGGAACAUCCGAAUAGACCUAGAACAUUAUGCUGCCUCACUACAGGCUUACAAACAGGCCGACCUCAGCUCCACUGCCCAGGACACCCAGAACCUACUCAAUAUUUGUCCAUCCACACAAUGGGUGUCUUCCUCACAGGUUGCAGACCCUAAGCUGACUAGUGGUGACCCUGUGGACCAGAGGGUCCAUCUGUGUAAGGUACUGAAGGGUUUCCACCUCCGGGUCAUCACCAUCAGCAGAGCCAUGGGAUACAUCUCUGCUGGGGACCACAGGAAGUAAACCCUCAUCUUCAACACCAUCCCAUUCCUCAUCAUCAUCAACUAUAACAAGUAUUGACAAUCAUCUUCAUCAUCAUCACCUACAACUGUAACAAGUUCAUCAUCAGAAACACAGAUUGUUAUCUUCUUCAUCAUCAUCAACUACUUUGUCAUCAUAACUGCAUCAUCAACUAUAACAAAUAUUGACAAUCAUCAUC